This is a messenger RNA of Lichtheimia ornata, 780 nucleotides long. RefSeq lists its product as uncharacterized. The transcript has a single exon. Bases 1 to 780 code for a protein of 259 amino acids. NCBI's taxonomy places the organism in Eukaryota, Fungi, Mucoromycota, Mucoromycetes, Mucorales, Lichtheimiaceae. The record is from RefSeq and is a predicted model, not a curated record.
AUGAGCGACUCAUUGGACAUGUCGACGGCUUCACUCGUUUCGCAACCUGCACGUAGUUUAUCCGAUAGCACACCCGAUGUUAUGCAAGCGUCUUCAUUGUCGUCCUCGAUACCAUCUAUGCCAUCACCCCCUUCGCCACGAUCCCUUGUCUUGACCGAAUCCGAAUCUCGUCAACACCCCACCGAUAUACCUUAUCCAGAAGUCAAUGAUAGCAAUAACUCAGUUGCAUCCUCCUCCUCGUCAUCUUCAUCAUCCGCCGUUGCACCUAAACAAAGUACGGGAGCAUCGAUUUGGAACAUGAUACGUGCAGCACUCGGCAAAGUAGCCUAUUACAUCUUCAAGGACAACAAUCUACCACUGCUAGUCAACCUUAUCUAUCAUUUGGCAGCUGCACGAUCACUGAUGCUACGACCUAAUCGGACGAUUGAUCGAUACAUCCAAGUCCCCGUCUCCAUGCAACGAGAAAAGAAACAUGUGGUGGCAGCAACGACCUUGGCUACGGAUUCAUUACGCAUGGUGGGUGUCAUGCAUUUGGCACUUGGAUUGCUAGCAGGUCUAGCACUCAAGGAACGUCGUAUCGCAGCUGAGAGAUCAGCCUUGUUGGUGUUGACAUUGGCAUCGGCAGGUCAAGCAUGGGCUCAUGCACGUGGCUAUUGGGAAUCAUCACGGUAUUAUACAUUGCGUGCUAUCCAGGAAAUCGGAUCGCUUGAUACCGGUGUGCUUUUUAUUACGGCCGUGGCAUUAUCAAAAACAGCUCGGCGUAGUGGUCAUUGGAUUUAA